AUCCUGAAACGUCACACUGCCGCCAUCUUGGCAGUUGCGCAAGGCAGAGAAAUCUGCCUUCUCCCAAGUUUUCCCCGUUAUAUUUCUAUUUUUGGCUCUUUUCAUGCGCAACGCAUUAGCUCACCUUGUGCAAUAUCUACCUGAGCACCUGUAAGCCACUUCACAACUACCUUUGGAGAGGAAUAAGAAAUCAGUGGACGUUUUUUUCUCAGGUUUGUUUCCGCUGCCCUCCCCCUUUCGCAUCGGUUGCAAGUGCAGACUUGGCAAAUUUUGUACAUACUUCUGCCGACCUGUAUAAAGUGACAACGUUUGUAGAUAUUUUGUAUAGAUUUUAAAGUGUAUAUACCGAAGAGAAACUAUACGGAAACAAUGGAAGGUUCGGGUUUAGCGGUUAUAGAGCCUAACCCGGUCGCGGGGCCCGUACCGGCGCCGGUACCGACAACAAACGCCUGGGCGGCCCGAACAGCGGCCGGCACAAGUCCGUGGAAAACAAACCAAGCCCCGGCGCCUUGCUCUCUUGCGGAUGUGAUGAGCGAAGAACUGGCAAAAGAACUACAAGAGGAAAAUAAGGAUACUCUUCAGAAGCUGACUGUGGGCAGUGGACCAGACUUCUUGACUACCCAAACAGAUGACCUUGACGUCAGCGAUGACCUUCUGCUGGCUCAGAUGUUACAGCGGGAAUUUGACCUUGAACAUGACCAGAUGCUGCGGAUGGAGGAGAGGAAGGUCAACGGAGACAGCAGAGUGACCAUCUCGUUUGAGAACUACCGCAUGGUCCACCCAGCAGAGACAGAGGACAGCAGUGGGAGUGAUGUAGACCUGGAUACUCCAGAGGACGCCUGGGACCAUGACAAACCUGCGACUGUACCCAAGCGAGGCUACACGGGUAAAGGACAGAACAUGGUCACCAAACAUGACGCCAAGAUCUGCGGGCAGAAAAACUCUGCUAGGAUGAUGCAGUUCCCCCCAGACUUCCACAGUGGAGACAGUGUAGGGAUGGUGCUGCCCAACCAUGUGUACAACACGCUCAAGGUCCACUCCUACAAGGAGGACCACCGGAGCCACAGGGUUCAUGACAAAAAGGAGAUCUCCACGGCUGAACAAGCCAUUGACCCCCGGACCCGCCUGCUCCUGUAUAAGCUGGUGAAUGCAGAGAUUCUGGAGUGCAUCAACGGCAGCAUCAGCACUGGGAAGGAGGCCUGCGUCUUCCAUGCCUUCGGGGGCAAGAUGGGUGACCUCCUGGUUCCUAACGAAUGCGCCAUCAAGGUGUUCAAGACGACACUGAACGAGUUCCGUACGCGCGACCGCUACAUCAAGGAGGACUUCCGCUUCAAGGACCGCUUCAGCAAACUCAACCCUCGCAAAAUCAUCAAGCUGUGGGCCGAGAAGGAGAUGCACAACCUCAACAGAAUGCGGCGUGCGGGAAUCCCGUGCCCUGAAGUUGUUCUUCUCAGGAAGCACAUCCUGGUCAUGUCGUUCAUCGGGCAGAACCAACAACCCGCCAAGAAACUCAAGGACAUCCAGCUGUCAGCGGACCAAUGGCAACAGGCAUACGCACAAUGUUUGGAUCUGAUGUGCAGAAUGUACCGAGACUGUCACCUGAUCCACGCGGAUCUGAGCGAGUACAACAUGCUGUGGCAUAACGGACAGAUCUGGUUCAUCGACGUCAGCCAAUCAGUGGAGCCGCAGCAUCCUCACGCACUGGAGUUCCUGUACAGGGACUGUCGCAAUGUCUGCCAGUUCUUCAGCAGUAAGGGAGUACCCAACGUACCUCAGGUACAUCAACUGUUCAACAAGGUGUCUGAGAUGAACAUACAGGCUGGGGAGGACAAGGACUGUCUGGAACAGAUCCAGACCUAUGAAAAGAAGGAGGAGUACCUAAGCCAGGGGAUGUCUCGAGAGAACUUCGCCUUCGACUAUUUCUUCGAGCGCUCCAAGCUCCAACAAGAAAAGCAGAAGGCAAAGCAAGCAGAGAACUCAGAAGAAGACGAUGAUGAAACAUAGCAAUGCAGCAAAACUUGUAGAUCAGUAAAAGAUAUUUUCUUUGACAAGAAUCUGUCAGAAUAACCUCAUGUUGCAGAUUAUGUUUUAUUAAACAUAUUGUAAUGCAAGUCUUAUUUGUUGAGAAACGUAAAGUUUUCAGUAUGAUAUAUUAUUAUUUGAGCAAAACCUCAACAAGAAUCAUGUAUUACUAGAUACAUUGUAUCAUUAGCAUGUUUUUUGUAUACAAACAAUGUGACAAAAAUGUAAUGACUACUGCAUAGUAAGUCCAGAAUAAAGCAUUUCUUUUUGAUUAUCAAAGAAGGAGAAGUAGAGCUACAAUACUGAAGAACGUGUAACACAAUACAAAGUAGCAACAAUCCCUGAAACUGUACACAUAUAAAUUUUAAGCAGGAUUACAAAAUGCUGACAUUGUGUUCAUGUAGACACCAAAAGAAGCCCUGACUUACACACAGAAUGUGUGUGGUACCAAAAUUGUCCCAAGUACAUUAUAUCUUCCCUGGUGGAACCUUGAGCAACGAAUCUUUUGUCUUUAACUCAGAGUGUUGAAUAUACUACUUAACAUUCUCAAGUCUCCAAACUCAGAUGGACAGUUAAAAUUGUGACACUUUCUAUCUCUACACAUCGGUCAGAAAAAUGUUACAGUUUUGUCUCCCAACAAUUUGUGUUACUUUAUUUAAUAUGAUUUGCCAUCCUGAUGUACAUACAAAUAUUAAGACAAUGGGCCAUUGACAAUGCUUUCUGCCAGGGUAUGUAUCAUUUCUAAAAAAAAACGUGUGUGAACUGAUUGAC
Messenger RNA from Branchiostoma floridae (Florida lancelet), 2793 nucleotides. RefSeq names its product serine/threonine-protein kinase RIO3-like. Gene Ontology annotation, cellular component: preribosome, small subunit precursor; cytosol. The coding region runs from base 370 to 2004 and encodes 544 amino acids. The transcript has 11 exons. Gene Ontology annotation, biological process: maturation of SSU-rRNA; protein phosphorylation. The record is from RefSeq and is a predicted model, not a curated record. Gene Ontology annotation, molecular function: protein serine/threonine kinase activity; ATP binding. NCBI's taxonomy places the organism in Eukaryota, Metazoa, Chordata, Leptocardii, Amphioxiformes, Branchiostomatidae.